AUGCCCAAGACAAUCCAUCGGGAAGUAGUCACGAAAGGUUACCGAGCAACGAUGGAUCUCAAAAUUAUUUAUUUAUUUAUAAGCUACAUGGCGUCUGCGAUGGCGCAAGAAGACUGGGAAAAGCACUGCAAUAAGUGCCAUUGUUUAUGGGUGAGCGGUAAAAAGACCGCGAAUUGCGCCGGUCGAAAUUUCGACACGAUACCCAACGAUUUGAGCACAGAAAUCAGAGAGGUGGAUUUUUCGAACAACUUUUUCUACUCCUUGGAGCAAAAGGUGUUCGACUACGCGCAUCUGGUGAACGUGCACAAACUCAAAUUGCAGAACUGUACGAUUGAAAAGGUGAGCCAAUGGGCCUUCACCGGGUUAGGAUUAGUAAUAGAAUUAGACCUGAGCAACAACAAUAUAGCGACGUUGAAUAAAAACGUAUUCAGACCAACCAGACGUUUACGAACGCUCAUUUUGAGCAACAACAAGAUAUCGGUGCUGGAAGACGAGCUGCUUUACAAUUUGACGUUUUUACAAAAAAUUUUACUGGAUCACAACGAAAUCGAAACCGUGUCGCCGUCGACCUUCCAAAACCUGCCGAAUUUGAUGCACAUCGCUCUAUCUAACAACAAAAUCCAACGAAUUACCUUCGAUAUGAAGAGUUCCUUGCCGAAACUGAGCAGCCUCAACGUGGAGGCCAACCCCUGGGCGUGCGAUUGCCGACUGCAGGAGUUCAGGAGCAGCGUGAAAAGGAACAAUUUAGUGACGGCGGAGAUCAUGUGCGCAGCGCCGGCGAGGUUAAAAGGCCGCUCCUGGCUCGACGAUUCCGUCAUAUUCGCGUGCCCGCCUAAAAUCGUGGAAAUGGGUCCUCACAAUGUAGUCUACGCCAGUUACACUAACAUUACUAUUACAUGCAAGGUCAUAGGCAACCCGGUGCCAGACGUCGAUUGGAUGAGAAACGACAAAAUCAUCGAAAGAGAUCCCAGGAAGAACAAACAGAAGUAUCUAACGCAGAAGGACACUUCUUCGGAUGGCUACACGUGGAAUAAUUUGACCAUUUUUAACGUUAAUUACAAUGACAAAGGCGAAUACAGAUGUAUUGCGAAGAACCCCGGUGGAGAAAAUGAGGGAAACAUCACUGUUGACGUGCCUCCUGGAGCUUUAACUGGUGGCACCUUCGUCGGAACGCUCACAACGAACACCUACCUGGUGAUCGGCCUCGCCGUCGGCAUAAUCUUCAUUCUGCUGCUGGCUCUGCUCAUUCUCUUCUGCAUGUGCAGAAGGGGAACGAACGAUUUCUAUUCGAAACGGCGGCCGCACGCCAACACGUCCGAGGAGUACAUCAACAUGAGCGGCGGACAGGCGGAGAUCAAGAAGGGCUUGAUCACCGACGUCAAUCCGGUGACCAAACCGCCCAGGACGACCGUAUCCCCCUCGGUGGUCAGCGGAGGUACUGAAGUCAGCGACGUGAAGAAGACUUUAUUGGAUAAUGAGUCUGUUUUUGAUUGCGACGAAGAAACCCGAUCGUUGGACUUCGACCAGCCGCUGUUGCGGAAAACCCACGUCAUGCCGGAUUCGGUCAACAAUCACUACCCGCCGGAUCUUCUACCGUUUCCACCCAGAAUGACCCAAGUGUCUCCGGCGGGGAGCUCGGCUUCCACCGUAGCCGAUACGACCAGGCUGCCUCCGCCACACGGUCCGCAAUCGCCGCUGCACAGCCCCAUCUACGACCAACUGAACCUGUACAGGACCCUGCCGUACUCCAGAUCGCACUCACCGUUCGUCGGACCUCCCACGAGAGUCCCCCGCGCCGGAUACGUCACCAUUCCCAGACGUCCCAGGAUGCAGAGCUGGAGCUCGGAACCGCCCAACGCCUCCGACAUCAUAGUCGAGCCUCUUUACGACAAUUUGGGCGUGAGGACCACAGCAGACGGCGCCACUAGCACUCUGUCGUUGAACAAACUGGAGAGCAACGGCACGCCCAGGUCCAACAGGCUGCUAUCGCUCAACUCCACCAACUGCGAUCCCAUCGAGGAAAGCCACGAGUCUCCGCCCAGCCAGAAGGUUCUCGCCAAUCAAACCUUGCCCAGGAGCCUGAACGCCGCCAACAAACUGACGCCGUCGAAGCUGCAGUGGACCAAGUCCAACGCCGAGGCUUUGAUGAGUCCGGAUAAGAGGAACUCGAUUUCCUCGUUGCCGGACGGGCAGCCCAUGAAGAAGAUCCCGCCCAGGCCGCCGCCGAAGCCUAAGAAGCGGGCGUCGACGGGCCCGCUGUUCGAGGACGAGGGCGAGGACGGGACGGAAGUGUGAGAGUGGCUGAAAUCAGUGCUGGUGGCACUGGUUGCGGCGUGAAGCGGUCCAAAUGUAGUGACAGGGUUAUAAUAAAAUUAGAGACAGCGAGGACUGGAUUAUAUUGUAUAAAUUUAACGAAAGAGUGCCUUAAAACGACGUGAACAAUGAACAAUAAAAUGAUUAUACUACCUUUUUGUCGUCUUUUUCGGGAGUAUUUAAACUGAUUUGCUAUACAUAGACUAAAGUGGGAGUUUCCCAUAGUUUCUCUCUAAUGAAAAGAAUGUUUUUUUUUUCCUUAUGACUUCUAUUUUUUGAAUUAUAUUUUUUUAAUUUGUGUAGGUACAUUUUUAUUAUUUCGAUUUUAAAUACUCUACGAAAACGACCUGGUUUUACAUUUAACAAAUUAAAAUAAUGCUUCGAGUCCCUUGAAUGUUAUAAUGCAUGUUAUCCUUCGGGCUUCCACUACGACUGACGCUGUAAAAAAACCUUCUGAAUUGAUCGCAAGGUAGAUUUAUUGAUGUAUUUGUAUUAUUUGAUUCGUAUUAAUGAUUUAUGAAUGUUUUUGUAACGCCUACCGGUGAUUAUCCGCAUCAUUUUAUGUAUACGUUUUCGAUUAUCAAAUAUUCACUUAUGGGUAGCCAUGAAUAUUAUAUAUUUUUUUAUUGUUAGAUGAAUUUACGAUUUCAGUUGCGGGAAAUUUUAUACGUGUUCUCAUAAGUGUAUAGCUGAUUUUAUGUGUAAUUUAGUUUUUAAUUAAAUUUUUCGAGGAACGCUUCUCGACUGGACCUACAAAUUAGCUAUGAAUGGAGAGGAGCACGACUUGUUUUAUUUUUUUAUAAAACUACGUAUUCUUUUGAAGUCAUUUGAAUUUUUUAAUUUUUUCCAUUUCCAAUGGUAAUGUGGCAUCAUCGAAUGUAUACUUUUUGAAUCAAUAAGGUAGUUAAAACGCAUCCGAAGGUAGUUAAAACCUGUUUCAUGCAGUUUUGUGAAAAUUCUUCAUUUUAUUCUAAAAAAGUGUUUAUUUUUGGCCCA
Messenger RNA from Phyllotreta striolata, 3309 nucleotides. NCBI's taxonomy places the organism in Eukaryota, Metazoa, Arthropoda, Insecta, Coleoptera, Chrysomelidae. The record is from the annotation of a GenBank genome assembly.